This is a messenger RNA of Sphenostylis stenocarpa, 291 nucleotides long. The record is from the annotation of a GenBank genome assembly. NCBI's taxonomy places the organism in Eukaryota, Viridiplantae, Streptophyta, Magnoliopsida, Fabales, Fabaceae.
AUGAAUCCAGGUUGGGGUCCACCACCAGGGCCUUCCGGUGGUAUCUGCGGCUGUAUAUGUAACAUUCUAUCUUCUUGGUAUCUUAUUUUGAUGGCAGUUUGUAUUGUCUGUGUUGCUGCUGUCUGUUGGAGAGUUGUUGUGGCCCAAUAUUUGGUGGACCUCCUCCUGGGCCUUGGGGCCCAGGCCCUGGUUUCUGAUGGAGAGUCUGUGUUAUGGUUGUUCUUUGGGCUUGUGUCUGGGAUCUGUUCUGUUGUUUCCGGCAGAAUUCCAUUUUGUUUGAUUCUUCCGUGA